AUGCGUGCUACUGUGGAAGAUUCCAGGCUGCUGGUUUGUGUGGUGCAUUGUGGGUAGGAGACGGGUGGAUCCGCCGCCAUUUCGUGAAGACAGAGCUACGGAGAGGAGGUGUUGCUGGAGUACAGCCCGGUGACUUUAUCACAGCCACCGCUUGCUGAUCUAAAAGUGUGAGCCAUGGGAUCAGAUAAACGUGUGAGUCGCAGUGAGCGGAGUGGAAGAUAUGGUUCAGCAUUUGAUCGAGAUGAUCGCGAUGAUAGAGACACUAGGAGCCGUCGCAGAGAUUCUGAAUACAAAAGAUACAGAGAUGAACGCAGCAGCGAACGCUACGAUGACUACAGAGAUUAUGACAGUCCCGAGCGUGAUAGAAUGCGUGACAGAGAGAGGAGGAACAGUGAUCGUUCAGAAGAUGGUUAUCAUUCAGAUGGUGACUAUAUGGACCAUGACUACCGGCAGGACUAUUACAUGGAUGAAAAAGAGAGCAAGACGAUCAUGCUAAGGGGCCUCCCCAUUAAUAUUAAUGAGAACGACAUUCGUGAACUAGUGGAGUCUUUUGAAGGACCGCAGCCUGCUGAUGUGCGGCUGAUGAAGAGAAAGACAGGUUUAAGCCGCGGUUUCGCCUUCGUGGAGUUUUAUCACUUGCAAGAUGCUACCCGCUGGAUGGAAGCCAAUCAGAAAAAGCUUGUAAUCCAGGGAAAGACUAUUGCCAUGCAUUACAGCAAUCCCCGACCCAAAUUUGAGGACUGGCUAUGUAACAAGUGUGGCCUGUACAACUUUCGGCGAAGACUUAAAUGCUUCCGCUGUGGGGCAGCCAAGGCUGAAUCUGAUUUGGAAGCCCCUUCAGGAUCAUCUGAUGCUCCUCAGUCUACUGAUUACUAUAGUGACAGUGGCUAUGUAUCCUCAGCCAUAAUCCUUCGGAAUAUUGGGCCCCACACUGUAGUGGAUUCCAUCUUGUCUGCGCUUGCCCCCUAUGUCUCACUUGUGGUCAGCAACAUCCGGCUUAUCAAAGACAAGCAAACACAGCAAAACAGAGGCUUUGCAUUUGUGCAGCUUCCUUCUACUCUGGAGGCAUCACAACUCCUACAAAUUCUGCAGACCCUGCAUCCACCUCUCAAAAUUGAUGGGAAAACUGUAGGUGUGGAUUUUGCAAAAAGCGCUAGAAAGGAUCUUGUGUUGCCAGAUGGGCACAGAGUCAGUGCGUUCUCUGUGGCAAGCACAGCUAUUGCUGCUGCACAGUGGUCUUCGACUCAGCAGGCUCAGCAAAGUGGGGAAGGUGGGGAAUAUGCCUACCUGCAGCCAGGACAGGAGGGCUAUGCUAAUUAUGGACAGUGCUCCCAAGAUUACCAACCAUUUUACCAAGCACAGACUGGAGCAGCAGAGCAAAGCACAGCACCACAAGCUGAGGGUUCUGCUCCAGUGCCAGCAACUACAAGUGCAGUUGUGUGUCAAAGUCCUCAAAUGUACCAGCAACCCGGCUCUCCGACCCAAUCUGGUACAAGUACAGCUGCCAACACGACUCCAGCAUCUACUACUAGCACAACAGAAGAAGCAGCCCCUCCUAAUGCUGUUAUUCCUGGAGUUAAAUACUCUGUUCCAGAUACUUCCACAUAUCAAUAUGACGAAAGCUCAGGAUAUUACUAUGAUCCCCAAACUGGUCUUUACUAUGACCCGAAUUCUCAGUAUUACUACAACUCUCUGACUCAGCAGUACCUAUAUUGGGAUGGUGAAAAACAGACUUACUUGCCAGCAGCUGAUGGAGCAGGACAAAGUGGAGCUCAGCCCAAUGGUGCAAAUGCAGGCUCGUCUAAGGAGGGCAAAGAGAAAAAAGAAAAACCAAAAAGCAAGACCGCUCAACAGAUUGCAAAGGAUAUGGAGCGAUGGGCCAAAAGUUUAAACAAACAGAAGGAAAAUUUCAAGAACAGCUUCCAGCCACUCAGUGCCCGUGAUGAAGAGAGAAAAGAGUCCGCAGCAGCAGAUGCUGGAUUUGCUUUGUUUGAGAAAAAGCAGGGAGCUUUGUUGGAGAGGCAGUUUAUGCCAGAUAUGAUGAUGAUGGUUAACACUGAGGAGGAAGAAAAGCCCCCAAAUAAAGCACUGGUAGCUGCUUAUAGUGGUGAUAGUGACAAUGAGGAGGAGAGUGAGCGACUACUUGGGGCAGUGGAUGAGGAAAAGUUGCUGGAUUGGAAGAAGCUGGCAUGUCUGUUAUGCCGCAGACAAUUCCCAAACAAGGAUGCCCUGACAAGACAUCAGCAACUGUCAGACCUGCAUAAGCAAAACCUGGAAGUCUAUAGGAGAUCAAAGAUGUCUGAACAAGAGCUUGAAGCUUUAGAAUUAAAAGAAAGAGAGGCAAAAUACAGGGACCGUGCAGCAGAAAGGAGGGAAAAAUAUGGCAUUCCAGAGCCACCAGAACCCAAACGCAAGCGAUUUGACCCUACUGUGGUGAAUUAUGAGCAACCCACAAAAGAUGGUAUCGAUAAUAGCAAUAUUGGAAAUAAGAUGCUGCAGGCCAUGGGUUGGAAGGAGGGUUCAGGGCUGGGCCGAAAGAGUCAGGGAAUUACAGCUCCUAUUCAGGCUCAGGUCAGAAUGAGGGGGGCCGGUCUAGGAGCCAAGGGCAGCUCAUAUGGAGUAAACACAUCAGACUCCUACAAGGAUGCAGUGAGGAAAGCAAUGUUUGCGCGCUUCUCAGAAAUGGAAUAAUGAGAGACUUAAUACGACUUGAAAAACUGUAGCUUUUUGUGAAUCAAAAAUGGAAACAUCUGUGCUGUUCCUCUAAAUGGCAAAACUGGAAAAAAAUCCCUGUAGGACUCUGUUCUUGAGCAGAGGGAGCAUGAACCUGUAAAUAUGUAAAAUAUAUAUAUUUUGUACAGUGUACAUAUUUUUUUGUAAACAUUUACACCAUCAAAAAAAGUUUUUGCAUUAGAAGAUUCAGGUCAUUCGGUUUGUGACGCACCAAACGUUACUUGUAGAACACUCGAGCGUUCCCAUCUUACAGAUGUUACACAACCAUGAAAUCCUUUUUAUUGCAAGAUCGUCAUUUUGUCAUAAGACUGAACACAAUCGCACAGCUGUGCUCCCUCAAAGGACACUGCCAUCUUGUCAUAGCACAGUAUCAGGCCAACUUUGUAUAUGGAAAACUUUGUACAUUGUCUGGUGUGGUUUUUUGUUUUUGUUUUUUAUUUUGGACUUUAUUGCCCAAAUAAAUUUCAAAGUAAAUGUCAAA
Molecule: messenger RNA, 3214 nt
Organism: Xenopus tropicalis (tropical clawed frog)
Lineage: Eukaryota; Metazoa; Chordata; Amphibia; Anura; Pipidae
Gene: rbm5
Product: RNA binding motif protein 5
Exons: 24
Coding region: 175-2691 (838 amino acids)
Cellular component (GO): nucleus
Molecular function (GO): nucleic acid binding; RNA binding
Source: RefSeq, a predicted model, not a curated record